This is a messenger RNA of Miscanthus lutarioriparius, 516 nucleotides long. The record is from the annotation of a GenBank genome assembly. Lineage: Eukaryota; Viridiplantae; Streptophyta; Magnoliopsida; Poales; Poaceae.
AUGGGCGGCCACCUGGAGCUGCCGGCAUCGGAGGCGGUUUGGGCGAGGGGCGGGGAAGCUGUUGCGCAACAGAUCGCCCGGGGCUCGGCCGAGAAGCUAUGGAUCGGCACCUUCGAGACCGACAGGCAGCCGGCGCUCGCCUACGACGCCGCCGUCUUCUGCUUCUACGAUGUGCACCUACCCAGGAGGCGCAGGUUCAACUACCCCGGCGCGCCGCGCCCCGACAUCCCCACGUGGGUGCGCGUCCUGCUCAAAGUUGCCAGCAUCAAGGCCGUCGCGGAGAGGCACGCCCACGCCGUCGACGCCCACCUUCCACCGCUGGUGGUGGCGGCGGCUGGUCCUUCUUCUACCGGUGAAGGUGCAUCUACACUACUUGAUGACAACACGAACGGCAUGGAUGGCGAGAACCUCGUGACAAGAGCUGUUGAUGAAAGAAUCCUAUGCUCCAUCGAUGCCGAAGAAGUGACCGGCGAGAGUACUGACGUACGGGCCACGGAUAGUUGGCAAGCUCUGUGA